Molecule: messenger RNA, 1517 nt
Organism: Magallana angulata
Lineage: Eukaryota; Metazoa; Mollusca; Bivalvia; Ostreida; Ostreidae
Product: 26S proteasome non-ATPase regulatory subunit 12-like
Exons: 11
Coding region: 21-1382 (453 amino acids)
Cellular component (GO): cytoplasm; nuclear proteasome complex; proteasome regulatory particle, lid subcomplex
Source: RefSeq, a predicted model, not a curated record
AAAUAAAAUAGUAAGAAAUCAUGGCGGACACCGGCAAUGAAAAACAACAAAAAAUGGAAGUGGACUACAGUUCCACGGUAGACGAAAAACUGCCAAAAUGUGAAAAACUUGCAAAGCAAGGGAAAUUAACAGAGGCACUUGAAAGUUUGCUGUCAUUGGAAAAGCAGACCAGAACAGCAUCAGAUACACAUUCCACAAGUCGUAUUCUGGUUGGCAUUGUGAAGAUGUGCUUUGAGGCAAAGAAUUGGGAUGCUUUGAAUGAAAAUAUUGUACUGCUUACCAAGAAGAGAGGGCAGAUCAAACAGUCUGUCACAAAAAUGAUACAAGAAGCCUGUACCUAUGUAGAAAAGACACCUAAUUUGGACGUUAAGUUGAAACUCAUUGAUACUCUACGGACCGUCACUGAUGGAAAGAUCUACGUUGAAAUAGAAAGAGCUCGUCUAACUAGAACUUUAGCAAAGAUCAAAGAAGAUGCAGGCAAAAUAGCAGAGGCAGCUACCAUACUUCAGGAAUUGCAAGUGGAGACCUUUGGCUCGAUGGAGAAGAAGGAGAAGAUAGAGUUUAUUCUGGAGCAGAUGAGGUUGUGUCUGGCCAAGAAAGACUACAUCAGGACUCAGAUCAUCAGCAAGAAAAUCAACACCAAGUUCUUUGAGGAAAAGACUACCACAGAACUGAAGUUGAAAUACUAUCAGCUGAUGAUAGAAUUGGAUGAGCACGAAGGAUCAUAUCUAGCUAUCUGUAAACAUUACAGGGCGGUGUAUGAAACACCAGAAAUCAAAGAGGAUAAAGACAAAAUGAGAGAGGCUUUACGCUAUGUGGUAUUGUAUCUGAUACUGGCUCCUUAUGACAAUGAACAAUCUGACCUGAUCCAUCGAGUGAAGGAGGAUAAAAACCUAGAGGAAAUCCCUGUCUAUAAAGAAUUGUUAAAAUGCUUUACGACAACAGAGCUGAUUAACUGGAAACAGCUGUGUACGACCUACGAGAGUGAGCUCAAGUUUGGCUCCGCCUCUAGUCCUGCCACUCACGUGUUCAAUACCAAGUUAGAGGGAGGAGCAAAGAGGUGGACGGAUCUAAAAAACAGAGUGGUGGAACAUAAUAUACGAGUUAUGGCCAAAUACUACACAAGGAUAAGAACCAAACGCAUGGCUGAACUUUUAGAUCUGGCAGAAUCGGAUACGGAAGAAUUUUUAUCCACUCUGGUCGUCAACAAAACCGUCCAGGCCAAGAUCGAUCGCUUGGAGGGUAUAGUGCACUUUAGCCAGCACAAGGACCCCAGUGACAUUCUCAAUGACUGGUCGUUUAACAUUAACACGCUAAUGCAGCUGGUCAACAAAACCAACCACUUAAUCACAAAGGAAGAAAUGGUUCACAAGCUUCACUAGUGCUAAAUCUGUCUGUAUAUACGUUUUUUAUGACAGUUUAUCUAAAGGGAUGACAACUGUUGUGAUAUUUUGUGGAAGAGAGCUUCCAUAAGCCUUUGUACAUUUCUCAUGAUUUCAAGUAAACUUGAUAUUGUA